Molecule: messenger RNA, 2590 nt
Organism: Tigriopus californicus
Lineage: Eukaryota; Metazoa; Arthropoda; Copepoda; Harpacticoida; Harpacticidae
Gene: RSG7
Product: regulator of G-protein signaling 7-like
Exons: 3
Coding region: 734-2197 (487 amino acids)
Biological process (GO): intracellular signal transduction; G protein-coupled receptor signaling pathway; regulation of G protein-coupled receptor signaling pathway
Source: RefSeq, a predicted model, not a curated record
UCUCUCUUCUUUCAUGUGUUUAGUGUUGACUCGAAGUUGGUCUACUGUACCAGUCUUGGUGUGGAAGACGAUAUGCCACUAUGAGUGCCCGAGGACCCACUCGUGGUGCGACGACCCUUCGUACUUCAUACGUGUGUACGUAGUGUGUGAGAUACUUUGGGGUUCUCGCUCUCUCUGACAGACAGCCAGCGGUGGGCAAGUCUUGGGAGUCCGUAAAAGAAGACUUUAUGUUUUCAGUCUGUGUCUCCCUCGUCUCCCGCCCCCUCGCUCGCUCGGAGUAAAUGUGAGUGUGUGAGUGUUUGUAUCUUUCGUUCCAUACAUCAUUGGAUUAAAGUGAUCUCGAAAAAUGAGAGGCAGGUGAAAAUCACUCGAUUCCACAAGAGCCUCUCAAGAUGUCAGCGGAUGAUGAUGCUUCUACCCUUGGACUGAUCCCAGUCAGUGUUCCCGUGUGUGAGUGGUCGCGUUCUGGAUCCAGUGAGUCUCGCACACCCCAUCAUCAGCCAUAUUCUUGAGCACACCAACCUUGGGCCAGAUUUUCCGUCUAACAGUGAGUGAUGGUGGUGUUGAAGAAGAAGGUUGGAGGCGCGCUAAUCACUCCAACCCUGAGGAUCGGGUGAAGUAAAUUGUUCCAGGAACAAAGCCAGGAACUCUGGGUUUUGAUUGGUCUUCAGAGCAUACCAAGAUUAUUCUCCUCCCCUUCCUAGCGCAUUCUCUGAUACCUCAUGAGAUUAGGAUGACCACCACUCCCGCUUUACACCACGCCUCUCAUGCCUUUCCGAAUCCGUAUGGCUUGAACACGUCCCAUUCCUGCAGCGAGCUCUCCACCACCAAAGCUCUUCAUGUAUCGCUCGAUGACAACCCCAAUCUGUUGGUGUACCUCAAGAUGGAGAACAUUAUCGAGCGAAUGCAGAAAGAGGAGACGGGCGUGCCGAUCCGGACCGUCAAAAGUUUCAUGAGCAAAAUCCCGAGUGUGUUCACCGGCCAGGACCUAGUCCAAUGGCUCCUGAACAACCUUGACCUUACUGACACGGGCGAGGCCCUUAUUCUGGCCAACCGCAUGGCGGCCUACGGCUACUUCUUCCCCAUCGACGACCACGUGUUGGCAGUUAAGAAUGACAACACGUACUAUCGCUUCCAAACUCCCUACUAUUGGCCUUCAAAGAGUUGGGCACCUGAAAACACCGACUACGCCGUGUAUCUGUGCAAAAGGACCAUGCAGAACAAAGCCAGGUUAGAAUUGGCCGACUAUGAGGCCGAAAACCUGGCCCGUCUACAAAAGAUGUUCAGUCGGAAGUGGGAAUACAUAUUCAUGCAGGCCGAGGCCCAGUCCAAAGUGGACAAAAAGCGGGACAAACAGGAACGGAAGAUCCUCGAUACCCAGGAGCGGGCAUUCUGGGACGUAUAUCGACCUCCUCCAGGAUGUGUGAACACCACAGAGUUGGAUAUCAAGAAAGUGUGCCGUAUGAACCAAUACAGCACCAAUAACCGAACGGACAACCUCAGGGAUUUGGCUGCGCUCAGGCGGCAACUUCUCGCAGAGGCCUCCAACCUCCGAUCUCGAGUAGACAAGUGCACGAUACGGGUAUCGAAAUGUGCAGAGACCUAUGUGGAGUACUUCAACCUUCACCGUGAGUACGACGCCUUCCUGGUGGCCACUGAGCCGAGUAAUCCGUGGAUCUCGGACUCGACCGAAUAUUGGGAAAUGUUCGAAAAGUGCUCCCGUGAACAAGUGGCCGAAAGGCGCAUUCGAAGAUGGGCCUUCAGUUGCUGGGAGAUGCUGAAGGACCCCGUGGGUCACGACCAUUUCAAGGCCUUUCUCGAAAAGGAGUACGCCACCGAGAACCUCCUCUUCGUGGAGGCCGUGUGGAAAAUGAAGAAACUGGCCCAAAAGGAUGUGGCCGAAGAGUGUCAACGAAUCUGGAAGCAGUUCCUCGGUCCCGGGGCCGAGAUGCUGGUCAACGUGGAUUCCAAAACUCAUAAAGUGACGGACAAUAACAUGAACGAGCCGGAUCGAUGGACGUUUGACGAUGCGGCAGCGCAUCUCUACUAUUUGAUGACCAGUGAUAGUUACUCCAGAUAUCUUCGUUCCUCGCAUUAUAAGGACUUCUUGGAAGGAGCCAAGAAGAAAUGUACGAGGAAUUUCGCCCUCGCCAAGCUUUCCGGAGCCAAACUGGCCAUAACGAACUCAGGCUCAUAAGGAAGAGAGUGCGUGUGUGUAUUUUGUGUCCAUGUGAAUUCACCCUCUUGGGAGGGACUGUGUCAAGGGUUGCCGGUCAUGGGUGGGUACACUUCGACCAAUGCCAAUUGACAGCCCACCACUUUCCCAUGCCAAGUGGCUGCCCGCCCUCGAUGUCGAUGUGUCGAUUGUGCACAAACAACGUCAUGAAUGCUGCUGAGAUUCGCUAUUUGGGAGCCACAAUUCACAAGGCGCAUCUCAGCUUGAAUAUCAGACACAAAUUAAAUACUUACAGACUGAUGAGAUUACCUUGCUUUUAGACCCGAUUUGAUCUGGUAGGUUCCAGGCCGCCAAUGUCUGUCUCUCCCAGAUCCAAUGGCAAGCUCCUCUUUUGAUGUGCCCGACGAAAACCAA